This is a messenger RNA of Perognathus longimembris pacificus (Pacific pocket mouse), 1169 nucleotides long. RefSeq names its product NFKB inhibitor beta (gene Nfkbib). The transcript has 6 exons. Gene Ontology annotation, cellular component: cytosol. Lineage: Eukaryota; Metazoa; Chordata; Mammalia; Rodentia; Heteromyidae. Gene Ontology annotation, biological process: signal transduction; cellular response to lipopolysaccharide. The record is from RefSeq and is a predicted model, not a curated record. Gene Ontology annotation, molecular function: protein binding. The coding region runs from base 88 to 1122 and encodes 344 amino acids.
CAGCAGGGCGGAAGCUCCGGAGCUAAGGCAGAGCCCAGUGACUGACGGGCCGGUGGGGACCCCCGCCGAGGUGGCAGUGGGGGUGCCAUGGCUGGGGUCGCGUGCUUGGGAAAAGCUGCGGAUGCAGAUGAAUGGUGCGACAGCGGACUGGGCUCUCUGGGUCCCGACGCAGCGGCUCCCGGAGGACCAGGGCUGGGUGCGGAGCUGAGCCCCGGGCUGUCGUGGGCGCCCCUCGUCUUUGGCUACGUCACUGAGGAUGGGGACACGGCAUUGCACUUGGCCGUGAUCCAUCAGCAUGAGCCCUUCCUGGAUUUCCUUCUAGGCUUCUCCGCGGGUACUGAGUAUGUAGAUCUGCAGAACGACCUGGGCCAGACCGCCCUGCAUCUGGCAGCCAUCCUCGGGGAGGUGUCCACCGUGGAGAAGUUGUACGCAGCGGGUGCCAGCUUGCUGGUGGCAGAGCGUGGGGGCCACACAGCACUGCACCUGGCCUGCCGUGUGCGGGCACACGCCUGCGCAUGCGCGCUGCUUCAGCCCCGCCCCCAGUGCCACACCCCUGACCCCAGCCCCGCCCCCGAGGCCGAGUACCCCGAACCCUCGCGAGAGAAGGAAGAAGAGCUGAGAGAGGAGGACUGGAAAUUACAGCUAGAGGCUGAAAACUACGAGGGCCACACCCCACUCCACGUGGCCAUCGUCCACAAAGAUGCAGAGAUGGUCCGGCUGCUCUGGCGCGCUGGAGCUGACCUCAAUAAGCCGGAGCCCACAUGUGGCCGGAGCCCCCUACACUUGGCCGUGGAGGCCCAAGCUGCCGAUGUACUGGAACUUCUUUUGAGGGCAGGGGCCGACCCCACUGCUCGAAUGUAUGGGGGCCGCACCCCACUGGGGAGUGCCCUGCUCCGACCCAAUACCAGCCUCGCUCACCUGCUCCGUGCUCAUGGAGCCCCCGAGCCCGAGGAUGAGGACGACAAGCCUGGCUCCAGCAGCGGCAGUGACGACAGUGACAGUGACAGCAAAGAUGAAGGCGAUGAAUAUGACGACAUUGUGGUUCACAGAGGCCAGAUGCCAAACCCAUCACCUCCCACCCCAGCACCCAAACCUCUUCCUGAGGACCCUGACCCCGCCUGAUUUCCAUGUUGAUAGAAUUUCUGAUUUAAUAAAGUCUUAGUUCUGAC